AUGACACGCAGGAAGAAAGGGAAGAAGACCAGGAGUACACGGGUAUUUGGUGAAGGGGCGCUCAUGACGGUUGCUACGAUGCCUUGGACCGUUGACACUUUCCGCGAACAGCCCGAGAAAGUAGGCGAAGCACUGAAACAGUUCCAUUCUUUCCCUGACCCCGUGGAACGAUAUGACUUCAUGGCCGAAUAUAUAGACUUCGACUUUGCGGGCCCCAGUGAGGCCCAAUACGAUGGCCUGUUCUCAGGAGGACUACCUCAAGCCUUCCUUGAUAUUGCCAUGGACAGGCGGCUCUAUGAGGAGUACCCCGACGACCCUGAUGCCGCUAACUACCUGCUAUCAAUGAUGGAUGCACACAUCGUACCCAUAAAUGUGGUCAGCAUCAUCGGUGGGCGCAGGAACUACUUGAAACCUUUCCUCGGUUGUGGACGCUCAUUCUCGAAUAUUCUUCAUACAUUCUUCUCGAUCCCUGGGAGCCUGAUGAAGGCGAUGAAGAAGAAAAUAUCGAUUUCUGCGGGCAUAUCGUCGAUAUUCUCAUGA
Messenger RNA from Phanerochaete carnosa HHB-10118-sp, 540 nucleotides. RefSeq lists its product as uncharacterized. The transcript is spliced from 3 exons. Lineage: Eukaryota; Fungi; Basidiomycota; Agaricomycetes; Polyporales; Phanerochaetaceae. The record is from RefSeq and is a predicted model, not a curated record. Bases 1 to 540 code for a protein of 179 amino acids.